AAGCGAAGCGAGACGAGACUCGAGAGGAGGUCCAGAAGGAGACAAUUCCACAGAAAUCAAUUCGGCAAUGGCGUGUCUCCCUCGCAUGAGCAUCCCGUCCCAGGCGUUGCCAUUCGCCAAGGGCCCAACUUCGUUUCUGCUUUCUCCCUUCCCCCGCCCUCGUCUCCACUUCUCACGCUUUUCCUUCACCUCCUCCGGGUUUUCUUCCCCAUUCCAUCUUCACCAUUCCUUUCGGGGGUUUCCUUCCCAAUCAUGUCCGAUGUCCUACCGUCGUCAUGCCACCAACCCCGGCAGUUCGUCACCGGAAACUGACCCACCUUUUGARGACGACCCGAUUCCCGCCACCGGUCUCCAAGUAACUUUAUCUAGGUUCCAAGACCAAGUGCAGAUCUUCUUUGCUGUUCUCUUUUGGAUGUCACUGUUCUUCUGGGCUAGCACAUGGGAAGGGAGGAAUAGUGGGAGACCUGGCAGGGGAUCCAGAUUUAGAAGAUGACCUUGUGGGCAUUUGCUUUGUAAAUAAUAAUAGAUACAUGAGAUUUCAAUACAACACUGGAGUAUAAAUAUGCAUGACGAAUUUUAGAUGAUGAGUAGGCGACAUUCAGCCUCUGCAAAACCAAUUUAGAGGACAUCCUUUUGUAUUUCAUUGUUAGACUCAGAACCUAAAUACUAUAUACUCCCAUCUUUAACUUGGACAA
Molecule: messenger RNA, 695 nt
Organism: Nelumbo nucifera (sacred lotus)
Lineage: Eukaryota; Viridiplantae; Streptophyta; Magnoliopsida; Proteales; Nelumbonaceae
Source: RefSeq, a predicted model, not a curated record